AUGUUAAGUUUAACGCUCAUACAAGCUGUUUGGAUUGGAAUUUCUAUUUUGAGCUUUUCGGGAUUUCAUUGCACUAUAGUUGGAUUAGCAUCAACUGAUGAUGAAUGCAAACAACUUGGGAAAAAGGUUGAUAAACUUUCAAAUACUGUUGUAGAACAGCAAAGAGAUCUCAGAGAUCAAGCUAUUGAAAUAGGUGCUUUAGAGAGAAACGCUAUUAAAUUGGAAAUUCUUGUUGAACAAUUAAGCAAGAAAUGUAAUAAAAAGUGUAAAGUAAAGAAAGUGAAAGGACCUCCUGGAGCAAUAGGUCCUCAAGGACCGAAAGGUGACAAAGGGCUGAAUGGGGCGGAAGGUCCACAAGGACCGAAAGGUGACAAGGGGGUUACCGGGACAACAGGUUCAAAAGGGCAAAAAGGUGCGAAGGGUGACCAAGGGCCAAAUGAGCCAAAAGGUACACCACCAUGUAUCAUUUGUCCAAAAGGGCAGAAAGGUGAUCGAGGGCCGACAGGGGCAACAGGUGACCGAGGGCUGACAGGGGCAACAGGUGACCGAGGGCCGACUGGGGCAACAGGCCCAAAAGGACCAAAAGGUGCAACGGGUGACCGAGGGCCGACUGGAGCAACAGGCCCACAAGGGCCAAAAGGUGCAACAGGUGACCGUGGGCCAACUGGGGCAACAGGCCCACAAGGGCAAAAAGGUGUAACAGGUGACCGAGGGUCGACUGGAGCAACAGGCCUACAAGGGCCAAAAGGUGCAACAGGUGACCGUGGGCCGACUGGGGCAACAGGUCCACAAGGGCCAAAAGGUGCAACAGGUGACCGAGGGCCGACAGGGGCAACUGGUGGAACGGGAAGCAUUGGUCCGAAGGGUCAAAAAGGUCAAAAGGGUGAACAAGGAAACAUUGCGAAUAGUUGCCAAUGGACAACUUGGUCGCCAUGGAGUUUUGGUCGUUGUUCUAGAACAUGUGGCUUUGGAAUUCGUCUGGGUACAAGAACGAGAAAAUCCAGUCAUUGUGGUGGUAUAGAUACAGAAAAAUUGACCAAGUUAUGUAUAAUAGAGCAAUGUGACGACCCGGAACUGGUACACGCUUGUGGACUUGAUCUGAACUUAAUAAUAGAUAUGUCAAAUUCCAUUAGCGCUUACAUAGAUAAAGUGAAAAUCCUGAAAGCAAUAAGUAAAAUGGAAAUGAACCCAAAGAAGGGAAGAGCUAGGCCUACCUUUCUUGCUUUACGAGAGGCCAGAGAACAGUUAACAACUGAAAAUGGACGUAGACGAGGCAAAAAGGCUGUUACCCUACUGGUGACAAAUGGCGUCACUUAUCCGCAUUCCAAGUCAUCUGAGACUAUAAAGGAAGCCAAGCUAUUGAAGGACCCAAAGAGUUACCAAGAAGGAGUUACCCCACCAACUGUAUUUUUGGUAAAAACUCCAAAUCUUCAAGAAACUUCAGAUGGAAUGUCAGCCGUACAAAAGGCCAUGUUGCAAAAAAUCAUGAGCACUGAAUUUGCAGCGAUACCGUCACCAGGCGCGGAACAUCUUUAUAUACUCGACAGUUUCGAUGAGCUCAAUGAUGUAAUUGUUCCUAUUCUCCGAUCAUCGUGCGGGGAUUUAUAAUAACGCUAUAAUUUCACUUCUAUCUGCAAUAAAACGAGAAUGUAACUUCCAUGAUUUGUUGAUUUUAUUUUUAUUUUCAUGGUUUUAGACGCAGUGGACACGGAUAAUUUUGGUAAAGUACAGUAGCAUGACAUCUUGCCAAGAAAUGUCAAUAAUUUCGGAUGAUGUAUUUUUGAAUUUUUGAAAAGCUGUUCAAUCUAAGACAAAAUAAGCAACCCCGUGCAAUGUCUAAAAAAUUCUUUACAGUACAAGCGUGGUGUAGCCUAACUUUGGUUUUGAAAAACAGCAAUUUCUCAUUAAGUCAGUUGUUUGUGGUUUAUGAUUCUUCAUUGAUUCUUAGAAUACUAAUGUCUACUUUCAACGUUUUUGAAAAAUACAGACAUUUACACCCUGGAAUAAUUUUUGAGGUGGUACUUUGUCAUGUAUAAUUCCUGGAAUAAAUGUUCAAUCAUCUUAAUAUUUACAGGAUAACAGUAAUCAAGUUACUUGGUACGUCUGGCAAAUUCCAUUUAAAUUUGUCUUCCCUGCUGCUAUGUCAACAGCCUUUGUUUGUAAUAAAUGUGCAUAUAUAUAAUAGUUAUUAUGGAU
Molecule: messenger RNA, 2196 nt
Organism: Owenia fusiformis
Lineage: Eukaryota; Metazoa; Annelida; Polychaeta; Sabellida; Oweniidae
Source: the annotation of a GenBank genome assembly